Molecule: messenger RNA, 4932 nt
Organism: Ceratina calcarata
Lineage: Eukaryota; Metazoa; Arthropoda; Insecta; Hymenoptera; Apidae
Product: sperm flagellar protein 2
Exons: 8
Coding region: 19-4932 (1637 amino acids)
Source: RefSeq, a predicted model, not a curated record
GCCUCGCCGCAUAUUAAAAUGGAGCAGAGCAAGGAAUUGGAUCAGUUCGCCGUGAAGCAUCGCGUUCGAGUGAAGAGGAGAGAUGAUGAGCCAGAAACGGAGGAAGAAGAAGAGAAGGUCGAGAAGGAAGUCCCUGGGGAGGAUCCAGAAAUGGCUAAGAUGUAUGUCCAGUGGCUGAAGGAUCGCAAGAAGCACGCGAUGACCGCGAACGCUCUCAAGACCAACAUGCAAAAAGCGUUGUUGUCAGAGUUAUGGGAGAGGAUGGCAGAAAAACAGGACAAGGUCUUCGACGAGGCUAUAGCCAGACGAGUCUUAGAUCAAUCCAGAUACGAGAAGCAGAUUGUGACAAAACUGUGCGAGGUGCGAGAGCAGAAGAACAUAAUGGCGGAAAACCAAAAGGUCGUCGAGGAUAUAACUCAGGAAGCGAGGGAGGUCGAGCACCGAGCUAGCUAUGAGCGCGCGCAGGAUCUGAUCUGGAAGCAGGAGAAAGAUUACGAGGCCGAGUGUCGUCGAAUGUGUGAACUGCGCGACAGGCUUCUCAUCGAGAAGGUGCAAAAGAUACAACAGAAGCAUUAUACAUCCUGUCAAUCGGCCGUCUCAGACUUGACGAGCAUCGCGAUGAACAUGGGUGUCCACCGCCGAGUGAAUGCGGGCCGCGUCCCCCUCCCUCUGCUCAGCGAGUGGAAAACUAUGUUCGUCAAGUCUCGACCGAUUUUUGACGAGGUGAUAUCGUCUCACGACAGAAACGAUCAGACGGCCCAAGACCAGACGGAGUUGAUGCUGAAGUCGGAUCUGUCGACCAAGUUCGACAAAAUCGAAAUGCUCCGAGACGCGCUGUUCGAGGAUUACCUGGAGACAAACCAGCCCUGGGACCAUUCGUUGCCGUUGCUCGGCGAGGACACGCGUGAAUACCUCGAACUGGGUCGCGUGGUACUCGGGUACAUCGUGCACCGUCUCCUCGAAGGUCUUUACGCCUAUCCACUGAAUCGGUCGCAGACGCUGUUGCUGAAAGUGAGAUACAUCGUCGUGGUCCUCGGGAUCGACAGCAAGACGGUUUACGAGUCGAUCAAGCCUCUCCUCGAACACUCCGGGAUUCGCGCGGUGCGCAUGGAGGACGCGAUCAAUUACUGUCUCGAGGCAUACAAGCGAGAGAUGACCGACGUAGAGUAUAUCGACUUGAACGUGGUCGCGGCCACCACGGAUGCACUCGAGGAGCUCCGAGCCGAUUUUGCAGCAAAGCAAGAAAAAUGUUUAAAGAAUGCCAAACUUACCAGACGUUCUAAGUUAGCCGACGAGACUUCGAUCACCUCAGACACGGCCACUAAUAAGAAGAGCAAAGGUAAAGAGAAGAAGAGAUCAACAAUGAAACCGGAAGCCGAGCAGUUGACUCAGGACAAAGAGAUUCAAACACCGAGAAACAUUCCUUACGACGAUGUCGACCCUGUUUUGACCGAUGCAGCGUAUAUCGGUAAAUGGGCCUACGAGUUUCUAAUUCUGAGCGAGCCGAUCACCAAUGAAUUGUCCACGAAAAUCUUGAUCGAAUAUCUGAAGAGUCUGACGAACGCGAAGGGCUGGGCGUUGAUCGAUUAUCCCAGUACUUAUGAGCAGAUGUCACGGCUCGAAGUCGCGUUGACCGGCACUAUUCCACCGCCCGAGACGAAAGCUCUCGCUUUCGAUGAUAUCACGAUGGAAGAUGUCGAGAGUCUGACGCCGAGGAUCAUCUUCGAGGACCCAUCCGACCCAUACGCGUCACACAGGCAAUCGAAGAUCCUUCCCGAUCCGAUAACAAAACGCGAGCUGACGGCGAUAGGUCAGCAGUUUGCGAAGCUGUUCGUUCGAGUGAAACAGCAACCGAAGUAUUUCGAGAUCGGUGGUAAAACUUACGAGGCGGUGACGGAGGACACGCCUUCGCUCGACAAGUUUUACGCGACCCGAAAGAUCGCGCAUAUACUCUACUACUCUACCCUCGACCUAGCGACAUUGAAGAAACUGGCAAGGUUGAUCAUCGGCGACCCACUGCAGAGGCAAUCGUCCACGGAAUUGUUCGGCGAGGUGUUGAAAACUUUCGAGAAGAAUACGAAACACGGUGCGAGCUUGAAACCAGCGGUGGUCAGGCGACUGCUGACCGAGGAGGACGCGUUCGAACUGGAACAGCUGGACACAGACCUGGACGAAGGGGAGAUGAGACAGGAUCUAGCGAUGGGUGAUUAUGAGAUGGAGUUCGAACAAUUAGCCAAGCCUGGCGAGUCCCAUUGGGAAUGGAUCGAAUUUCCCCUGUCCUCCAUGAUAAUGACUAGCCUGGCGAGGAUCUGGGAGAACGUGGAGAACAUCUACGUGGAAGAACUGAAGGAAUUGAUAUUGAUGAAGAGCGUCCACGCGUCGAGCGUCGUCCCGUACACGGACUUCGUCACGCAGAACGCCCAAGAUUUCAUCAAACGUCCCGACAAUAAACAGGACCUCCUGCACAAGUUUCACAUGGCGUUCAACGCGAUCGACGAUAACGCGAGGAACGACGCGGACGUGAAAUGCGAGUUGCAUCGUCGCGUGGCUGACUUCCAAUCGGAACUGUGGGAGAUCUGCGACGAGAGGAGGCGUCAGGCGGAAGAAGAAAGGAAGCGAUAUAUAAACGAUCACUGGACGGUGCGCGAGGCGGUCAUCCUCUUCAACGUUUACGUGGGCAUUGUUCAAGUCGAGAUAGACCGAUGCUCGGACACGAUACACUUGUUGCAAGACUAUUAUUUCGGUAUGAUGAAGAAAUCGUUUCAAGAGGUUACCGCCUCAAAAGUGAUUUUGAAUAAGAUCGAUGAGAACGGUGCGGAAGCUGUGAACGGCGAAGACGAAGAGUCACAGACUCAUGCCGAUAAGGCCACUAGCCAAGGCAGGAGACGCGAUCGAGCCAAAGCAAAAGCGGGAUCGCCUAAAUUAGAGGUUUCACCUCCUCCGGUGGCCGUCGGCCAUUCCGUUCUUCAAAAAGAGAUCGACGAAAUGCUGUUAGACAAGAACAAGGCCCUGAAGAGCAUAGAGGAUUCCUUGCUGUACAAAGGGAUUCUGGAGAACGUUCACUACGCGAAGAGCAUCGUGGAGUCGUUGUACACAACAGGAAACGAGGUCCUGAAAAGGGAACAGCUAGCCAUUUCGAAGAGCAAAGAGCAUACGAUAGGAUCGGCAGAAUCGGCUGACUCGAUCGAAUUGAAGAUACAAUCGAGGGGGCAAGACAUAAUAUUGGAGUGGCAGUACGCGUUCAUGUACGAGAUCGAACGAGUUCGACUGAAAUUGGAGUCCAUAAUUGGAGUGGCGAAACUAGACGUCUCUUUCCUAUUGGAGACAUUGCAAAGGGCGUUCCAUGGAAUUUAUGAUGGCAUCGUCGACAGGUAUUGGCGAGAAAUGAAGAGCGUGAACGACAUGGCGAACGUUUUCUGUUUCGCCAUCGAGGAAGGUAGAUUAUUGGACAAGGAAAUGUUACUGGACGGCGAUCGAUUCGUUAUCCGUUCAAACGUUUACGUAGUCCCGAUGGAACCGGAAAAAGGAAUGAGCGUAAAGGAAGUUUCGUCGCCUCUGCGAUUCCGAAUAAAUCAUCUGGCACACUUGAUGGACAUAUUUAAACGAGUCGCGCCGUACGCAAGUAUGUGCGAGCAGUCUUUGGUGUACAUCCUUCAGGAUUUAGUGAGCCACGGCAAGGAGGAGGGAGAGACGAUGUUGCUACCUUGCCACUGGUACCAGCUUCGUCCCAAAGAUAUUUCGAAUCUCGUCGGGAAGUUGUUCGGUUCCGUAGAUACGAUCGAUUGGAGGGAAUUUCUUAUUUACGCGAUGGACUUACCUAUACCGAAUUGUUGCGAUAUACUAAUCGCCAGAGAUCGAUUCCGUAUACAAGAUCCCGAGUUGAAAGAAGUCGUGAGCUUAGCUCAGUACUGCUGGACGCCUUUGUGGUUCCUUGAGUGCAACGAAAAUUAUCCUUACAUUCAACAUCUUCUGGGCGAUGAAUUUCAAUGGAACCGAGAGGAUCUCUUCGAGGAAGAAUUCUAUCAUUUCAACAAUGAAGCGUCGGAGAAAUUGUUUAUGGAUCGAAGUUCGACUUCGGACGUAGCCGCGUGUUAUUCCACCCCCGAAGAAACGCUCAGGCUAAUCCUCGCCAAGGAAUUGCUGUCUAGGAUGUACAUGGUGGAUCAGCACACGGUCAACUAUACGGCUUUGCUGUUGGCGUUUUGCAAGGAGGAGGACCCAAAAGACGGGUUUGCGAAAGCGUUAGCGCUCGCCUUGGGGAACAGAGUCUGUACCAACUUUGAGGAGGGCGAGAGGUAUGUUCAGGAACUUUUGGACAAGAAGCGAGCGGCUCGUGAAGCCUCUCGCCGUGAUGCUCUCGAGAGAAUCAAAUCAAUAGAGAUAAGAAAGUCGGAUUCGUUUCAGAUAGCGAAACGGAUCGUCAUCCAUCUAAUUUAUCGAGUCGAAAGGAAGAUCGAUGCAGAUAAUUCGAGCGAACAGUUGGGCGAUUCUCGCGUGUUGACAAUUUUCAGUGAAGUAACUUUACCCGAGAGCGUCGCAGAGAUCGAAUCAUUUAGCAGCGGAGAGUUUGGUCACGAGGAAGUUUCCGUGGCCAGUUUCUUCGAACAGAGAGCGAAAGAUCAAGAAGUAGUCAUUUAUUGGCUAUCGAUCGACAUCUUCCUCACAGUAAUGGCUGCUGCUUUACCAUGGCACACAGUGCCUCCAAACAUUACCGGAAAAGAUACAAGCCUGCGGGAGGCUUUGACUUGCGUGUACCAAGAAUUGAGGGACGCCGAUUUGAACGAGGAAUCGGACAUGGCCCUGGCUCAUCGAGUCUUGAAUCACGAAUUUGUGUUACGGGUAUUGAACAGCGUGACCAAGUUCAUGACCAGGAAUAUGGGAGCCAUCGUGGAGGAGAUUUUGCAAGGGAAGAAGAACACGAAAUUCGGUUAG